AUGAUCGUUCCCCCUGAUCGCGCUCUGAUUCCCCUUGCCCUUAGAAGAAGAUACUCCUACCUGCCUCCUACGAUGACCAAACGCGAAAUGUCGCCUGCUCCGGAAGCGGAGGAAGGCCACUCGAAUGCGAAACGCGCACGCACGUCUAAGACAUUCAACCCUAUCAAGAUAGCGACGGCGGAGGCUGCUGCCGCCGUCGAUGCCAACACCCCUUUUUCACAGUUGAUGGACGCGCUAGACGAUGUCGUCGAAAAGCCGAAGAAAGGCGAAUGCGUAGUGUACUGGAUGCGUAUGGCCGACCUCAGAAUUCACGACAAUAGAGCACUCAGCCGUGCUUCCGACCAGGCUCAAAAGGAUGGCAUUCCACUUAUCGUUUUGUUCAUUAUCAGCCCGCAAGAUUAUAUUGCGCAUGAUAGAGGGGCACGCAGAAUCGACUUCACAGUUAGGAAUCUUGCUUUAUUGAAGACAUCCUUCUCGGACCUCCACAUCCCCCUGCAAGUUGUCACGCACAUCCCGAGAAAGACCAUCCCUUAUUGUGCGCUCUCCUUCUGCGAGAAAUAUGACGCGACCACUCUGUUCGCCAACAUCGAAUACGAGGUCGAUGAGUUACGCCGAGAUCUCGAAAUAUGCAAGCUCGCAGCUACCAAAGGAAUACAGGCUAAUUUCUUCCAUAAUAAAUGCGUCAUCGAACCUGGAAUUAUCGUGACGAAGCAGGACAAGGCUUACGCUGUAUAUUCCCCGUAUCAGCGAAAUUGGAUUGCCACGCUGAAUGCGAACAUCCCAUAUUAUCUAGAAGAGUGUCCAGACCCGGUAGCGAAUGACGAGAAUGUUCGUUCGUCUAAGAUAUUUGCAAAACUUUUCGAUACAGGAGUACCGGAUUACAUUGAAGGUUUCCGUCUGGAUGACGCUGAUAGAGAGAAAAUGAAGGAGGUCUGGCCAGCGGGCGAAGAAGUUGCGGCCAAGAUGCUUGACGCAUUCCUUGCGACGAAGGCACGCACUUCUCAGCUCGGCGCUGUCGAUCCUGUGGCCAGCGGUACAGAGGCGUCCGAUACAGCGAGUCGAGUUCUGAAGUACGGUAGCGAGAGAGACAGGGCUGAUCGUGACACUACGAGCCGCCUUAGCCUCUAUUUGUCCUCUGGGGUUAUCUCUGUGCGGGCAUGCGUCCGCGCCACGAUGGUCAAGUGGAAGACUGGCAAGGUGAACGGCGACGGAAACUCUGGUGUUGGCAGAUGGAUCCAGGAAAUCGCAUGGCGAGAUUUCUACACGAACGUUUUGGCCGCGCUUCCUAGAGUGUCAAUGGGACGCCCGUUCCUGGAGAAGUUUGCGGAUGUCGUGUGGGAGAAUCACGAAGAUUCGUCCGGCAACGACUCCGAAGCGCUGAAAAGAUGGAAGACCGGUACGACUGGGGUAUCCGUAGUCGACGCUGCGAUGCGGUGCAUGGACGAGAUGGGGUGGAUGCAUAACCGAGCGCGGAUGAUCACAGCGAUGUUCUUGACGAAGGACCUGAUAAUUGAUUGGAGAGUGGGCGAACGUUACUUCAUGGAGAAGCUAAUAGAUGGCGACCUCGCUUCGAAUAACGGCGGAUGGCAGUGGUGUGCGAGCACGGGUGUGGACCCAUGCCCCUAUUUCCGCAUCUUCAAUCCCUACAACCAGAGUUCCAAGGUGGACCCUACGGGCGAAUUCAUCCGGCACUGGGUGCCCGAGCUCCGAAAACUCGCCGGACCUGAUUUGCAUAACCCGCCCGCCGCGACAGCAAAUAAAUUGGGCUACCCUCUUCCUAUUGUCGCGCACAGCGAAUCCAGAGACAGAGCGCUCAGGCGGUACAAGAACCCAGUCGCUCUUUCUUGUGUCUACAACCCUUUAACUCACCAAACCAUUUUCACCACUUUUACUACCACCGCCGCCAUGUCGUACUCCGCUACCUCUUCAUACUCUUUCUUCCCGACCACCGCUUCAUCUACACCUUCCUUCAACCUCUUCAUUCCGUCCUCCGCCGCGUCCUCUCGCGAGACCCACGAGAUGUACCAGGAAUUCGGGUUCAUCCUCCGCCCUUCCUCCAAGCAGAACCAAAACCAAAACCGAUCGGUCUCUGCUUCCUCGACCGCAUCGUCGAAGGCGUCCCUGUCUUCUUCGUCCUCCAAGUCCAGCAGGUCGUCCAUCAGGAAGUGGUUCGGCGUUGACUAA
Molecule: messenger RNA, 2184 nt
Organism: Cyclocybe aegerita
Lineage: Eukaryota; Fungi; Basidiomycota; Agaricomycetes; Agaricales; Hemipholiotaceae
Source: the annotation of a GenBank genome assembly